AUGCCCAACGUAAUCCGGACCGUGACUAGAUCGACCAUGAUUAUGCAGUACCUUCAACAUUGCGAAGAAGAAUCAUUUGAACCGGCUAGCCGCUCAACCCUUUGUCGCAUUCUUGAAGUGAGAGAGGCUUCACAGCAGAAGUCUCUCAGUGGUCUGGACAACAUUGCAGCAGAAGGGGUCGCAUCUUUUGAGCGGCUGUUGAGUAUUCUAGAUGAGCUGAAUCAGGCUGGUGCCGAAAAAAGAAGAGUUACAGAACUGGCAAAGAAAUUGAACGAUGGGAAAAGAUACCUGAAGACGGAGUUUAAAGUGAACUGUUCAGCAGAGGAGAGUGAGUGCGCAGACCACUGCAGAAAAUUUGCGUUAAGCGAUCCAGUUGAUCCAUGCUUCAACCAUCAGUGCUCACACUCACACAAUAUGAUGUGUGAACAAUGCGAACAAUUGAAGGAAACGUUAGACGAGAUGGAAGAAAGUAUAAAGAAACACUCCAGCCAUCUUUACAGCCAAGAACAAAAGCAUGAUCUUCUUUGCGAUUUUGAAAGAUCUAAGAAUUGCAUUUUUCUUUGGAAAUCUCAUGCCUUACGCUCUGUCAACCAAGAAUCUGCUAAACAAGAAGCCCUCCAAAGUCUUGACAGUCAGUCAGUCCUUGUUGUUAUUGACUGGGCGAUGAAAUUUCUUCAAAUGAAAUACAGAGAAAAACAAAGUGAAUGGUUUGCUAAAAGAGGCCUUAGCUGGCAUAUAAGCAGUGUGAUCUCAAAAGACCAAGAAACGCAGAAAGCUAAGGUCCUGUCGUAUGCCCAUUUAUUAGAUUCGUGUUGUCAAGAUUGGUAUGCAGUGGUAUCUAUUUUAGAAAACCUUUUUCAAAACAUCAAAAUAAAUUUUCCAAAUGUUAAGCACGCAUUUCUACGUUCUGACGAGGCUGGCUGCUACCAUUGCAAUCACCUAAUAGCAGCAGUCAAAGAUAUUGGAGAUCGAGUGGGAAUUACAGUUGCACGUUAUGAUUUUUCAGAACCCCAGCAAGGAAAGGAUGUUUGUGACAGGGUGCUUUGUCCCAUGAAAGCAGCCAUAAGAAAGUAUUGCGCGGAAGGCCAUGACAUCAUGAACGUAGGAGCAAUGCACGAGGCCCUUAAGGAACGGCCUGUCAAAGGAACGACAGCGGCUGUAGCCAUUUUGGAUGAGUCAUCCAAAAUUCUUGAGGUUCAGAAGAUAAAACAAUUUAGUGAGUUACACAACUUUAGAUACGAAGAGAGUGGGAUAAGAGUGUGGAAAGCUUACGCUGUUGGGGUCGGCAAGCUUAUCCCUUGGCAAUCUUUGUACAUACGGCACCAGGGCUGUACAAAUAUAUCAUUAAUGGAGGGAAAAGGAUUCUUCACCAACACAGAAAUAAGAGACCUUCAUCGCCCAAGAAAGUGUCAAGCAAGGAAAGACAACGUUGAAAUUGACGAUCAGCCAUCGAUGUUUGUGUGCCCUGAAGAAGGCUGUAAUUGCACUUUUGACUCUUUCUCCGAACUUGAGUUGCAUACAGACGUAGGAAUACAUGAUAACAGGAAGUCGGAAAGUCUUUAUGAUAAAGUACGGAAAAACUGGGCUGAAAAAUUUUCUUCUAUUGAGAACCAGAAGUUAACAAGCAACAAAUCCUCCACUGGUCUGACUGUUAACAGCACAAAUUCUCGUCUAAGUAUCGGAUGGGCUCUUAACAAAGGUAGAACUGGCGGAGUUCGUUUUUCUGAGAACGUGAGACGGUACCUUACAACAAGGUUUGAAAUGGGAGAAAGAACGGGCAAAAAAGCCAAUCCAGAAGAGAUCGAACGUCAAAUGCGCAACGCCAGAAAUGAACGGAAUGAAAGAUUGUUUCAAAGAGAGGAGUGGCUCACCAAGACUCAAAUAAUGGGGUUUUUUUCACGCCUCGCUUCAAGGCAGAGAACUCAUGGGUCAGGAAGCUACAUCAAAGGAACAGACAUUUGAUAUUACAGCAGAUGAGAAUGACGACAUCGACGCCCUCAUUGGAGACUCUGAUCGCAACAAUUUGCUUGACGACAUUCAAAGCAGAAUUGGACUAGAGCAUCCGAUAGUAUAUGACACAUAUGAUCUUUGCGCCUAUCACAAGGAAGGAAAGCUACAGGCCUUCAAUGUUGCAAUGCUCAAGACUAUUCUUCGGCACUUUGAAGUACCUUUCCGAGCAAAAGAUAGAAAGGCAGACCUUAUUAGGUUGUUAACGGAGGUUAUCCAAGAAUGCCACUGCUGAAUAGAGUCUACUGUCCCUUUUAUCAGACAAAAGGGACAACAAUAUUUCUUCUUGUAACUGAAUCAAUUAAGCUUUUAUUGUGCAAGUCUUAGUUAAUUUUUUUUUUCCGAAAAUUCUUUGGCAUGUUGAGUUUUUUCGUAUUUGUUAUGUGACUUUUACCCGAUGACACGAAACGGAGACGCUUAAUUCGAUAAAAUAUUUAAAUAAUCUAAUUGUUUUCUUAUAAACCCGCCAAUCGAACACUGUCGAGCUCACUUAACUCACUGUCCGUCACGGAAUAACCAAAGUUCGAGAAAUCAAAAUUCCAACUAGAAUUCAAGGCUCGAUCUUCAACUGUCCAGUCUGUCUCGGAAUUCCCAGAAGAGAAAGCACAUAGAAUAACAAACCAAAUACAGACUGAAAUAUGACCAUUAUGACUGAUGCUAGAAUUUUCAUAUAUCGAACUUAAGCUACUGACAACGUGUAGCACGGCCUAUUAUAUUUGCGAUUAGUGGUUGGUUGAUUCAUCAUGCCUUAAUAAUCUACUAUAUGACCUACUAUUACUAAAGUUGCUUAAGUUAAGGUAUCUAGACAUUGACUGUACACAUUUCACCGUUUUCAAGCAAAAAUAGCAAUCAGUUUAGUCGUGAUGGAAAUUCAUAGACAUGUAAUUAAAAUGUGGACUAGACGUGAAUAGACACCCUAUUCUGGUUUUCGAUUCCUCGGCUUUUGGAGUCCAAUCCCCAUUUUGACAAGUUAUCUUGAAGGACUACCAUGUACUCUCGUCCCAUACAGCGUAAAGGUCAAUUCGUGAAGGACUUGCCCGCUGUAAAAUGUUAAUACUUAAUUUUACCGGUAAAAAAAAUGUUCCCUAAAAACGCAACUGUUGUAUGCCGAAUAAAGCACGUUUGGAAGGGCGAGACUAACAAAGGUUAGUGGCAAAGGUAAGUAAACUUAAUGGUCUACACUUCCGUUCAGUUUUCCUGUAAAUAAAGUACAAAAAAAGUUGCCUAAUGGCAUUUUUUAUUUUUAAGCUUAAUAAUAUCAAUAAUUAUAACAAAAUAUUACAACAAGCAAAUGCGAUGACCUUUCUAAAGUCUCGCCUGUGACUAUGCUUCCAAUGAAAGCAUUAAAACGAUUUAUUUAGUAAAUAAAAAUUAAGGUUUGGCUCCUGAACAUUUAGGAAUAAUUAUAUUUCUGAAGAUCUAUUUAUUGAAAAAGGAAGAAGAGGAAGAAAAAUAAUUUUUUGCGGUUAAAAAAACAUAUUUUACUUCCGAGCGGCAAGUAUUUGGAGAAAUUUCCCGUCGAAGCAGCCGGUGUCACGCAACGCGAAUUCUGCAUCAAUAUGUAAAUUUGAGUCGAAACCUUCAAGUCUGAAUCGCGUUGUGCCACAAGUUUUAUUGCAUAAAUUGAUAGAAUACCUCUUUAUCUUUAACUAAAACAUGUUUUUAAGUCUAGGUUAGGUGCCACUUUUAAGAAUUUUGUGAAAUUUCUGAGGCAUAUUUUGGUGCAGUUUGCUUACUUAAUUGAAUUGCGAGAAUAACGAUAACCUGUUUUUGCUGAUUACAGAGAAAUACGGCUAAAUCGUAUUGGAACAGUAAGAAGAAGCAAUAUACUUCCAAAUGAGUGCAAAUGGUCUAGGUUUUAACGGCCCGCAGUAGCUUUUAACGAUCGUUAAAAACCUGAAUAACAGCGUCUAAAAUUUGCAUAUUUUAGCCGGUAACGGUCGUUCAGAGAUGAAAUGCUGAUAAUGGCAGUAAAAUAAACUAUUUCGUCAUUCUAACUGCAUUUUCGUUAUAAGGAUGGAUAGUGGUAUUGAUGAUAUAAAUAUGAGCCAAAAGAGUUUUCGAGUCUGAAAUCGAGUGGAACGCUUUUAGGGACAUUGCCUCUUAAUGUUGUUGGAUUCUCCAAAUGUUCAUCCACCGCUAAAAAAACAAUCAAAGAAAGAAGGCUAAUUUCAACUGUAAAUGAUGUAUUUCGCUACUCACUGAACAUGCACUGAUUAUCUGGGGUAAAAUUAAAACAUUGCAUGUACUACAGCAAGCAAAGAAAAGCUCCAGAUGCUUGAAGUCAACACGAAGCAAAACAAAAAAACAAACAAGAAAAAGUAAUAAAUUUGAACUACUUUUUAUUCUUGUUAUGAUGACUGGUUCUUUGAUUCUUGUCCUGUAGAAGUUAAUGGGUAGUACCAACCCUGUUUUGUACGAUCUCCACAAAUUUUCACACUCUCUCUAAGGCUAUUUUUACAAGGGACCAGUUUGCUUCUCUCUUUGCAAGCCAUGCCAGUGAAGCCACGACCUCUGUGAUCGGUCCACAAUCAGUUCGAACACCCCAAUGAUUCCUUGCAAUGAAUAAUGCUCUUAUUCUCUAACAUGAAAUGUUUUCUUUGAAAUAUCAAAUGUGAAUCCUAGACGAGUACUGUAAGCUCAUCUUUAAUCUGUCUGACUCAGUCUGCUGUUUUGAAAAUUUUUGAUCACUGGGACGAUGUUUUGAUUUGUUUGUUGAUAAACACAAGCACGCCUUCUCAUUGGUUGAAAAGUGUCGCGUGACCAGUUGGCCAUGUCCUCAAAUUUAGGGAUAUUCCGAACUGGUUGUAAGAGACGGACCAUUACAAAAGUUAUGGGGAGUGGAGUAUUUUAAAGCCGCAUAUCGAAGAAUAUUUUUUCCUCGACAUUUCCCUUGCUUAAACUUUGUUAGGCCAAUGCUGGAGUAUUUGUAAGGCUACUCGGCAUGCAUGAAGUUUUUUUUUCAGAAUGUUUCCUUGCACGAAUAUAUAUAGCAUUUAUAUGACCUCAAAAAACUGGAAAAAACAACUCUUGGCGAUAUUUUGUCUAUAUUAAAAGAGUUCGUCAGGGCAAUUAAAUAUAUUUUUGUAAUUCUUUCCCGCUCCAAAACUUUGCUAAUUAUCUGUCCCUUUCCCUAUACAAAUGGAGCAGUGCAUGGCAGAGAUUUACCACACACGCGAAGAGGUACUCUUCAUGGGCCCUCUUCAACUGGUGUCAAACACGUUUUAGGAUAGAUACCCUUAAGGGUCAUUGAAAGACACCACCAAAGCUCUCAUGACUCUUGCAUGGUUUCUUCCUUUUUCUUUUCUUUCUUUAACUCUAGGGAUUUCGGAAGAAGAAUGACCCUAGAAAGGGGCUUGAGGGCUCCGACAUGGGUACGAUUGGCACCCCUAUCCAGGGAAGAACCUCCACCUCAGUGAAGUCAUCUUUGUCUCUAUUAAAGCAGAAGUAAGUUACGAUUUGGAUCUGUGAUACAACGGAAAUUCUGAAUACAAGAUGAUGUUUUUGUUCAUGAAAUUUUAAACGGAGAUGGCUUAGGUGUUCCCAAUCCCGUUCCCAGAUGCCGCGAUCCUUUUGGUCAGCGACAGGGAUCGGGACCUCUGGGAUAAUCUGUUUGCCGACAACAGGAUUCUUGUUGUCGUCCCGACUGCGCAGGCCCGAACCAGUUUGGAAAAUGGCGUCUAAGUCGGAGGAUUUGUUUCACGAGGCGAUUAAGUUCUCUUUGGAAAAACUUGGCAAACCAGACCUGAAACUAAAGAGGGAACAAUUUGAAGCCAUAAGGGCUCUCUGUGUUGAAAGAAAGGACGUUUUAGCUGUAUUGCCGAUGGGUUUUGGUAAAUCUUUAAUUUAUCAAAUUUUGCCCGCAAUAUUUGAUUUCCUUCGAAACAGAAGGGACAAGCAAGAAGAAAACUCUGUCGUUAUAGUUGUUUCUCCUCUUAAUGCCUUAAUAAAGGGCCAACUUAAAAAAUUAGAAGGAUUUUUAAGUGUCUGUGUUGUGCAAAGUGUGAAAGACAAGGAAGGAGAGAAUAAAGUAAAUUUGCCUCAAGAUGUGAGGAAAUGCAAGUGCCACUAAAUGUGGCAUGGUGGAAAUAUUGGGGCUUUCAAAUCCAAAAAUUGUUGAAAGUAACCUAGACAGAGCAAACAUUUACUGUGCAUCGCACACUCGUUCUGACAAAGGUGAUGAGAAACUUGAUUCAAUUUUGGAACCCAUAGUUACUGAGUUGAAAGCCUAUAAGGUAAAUAUGCCCCUUACACUGAUUUAUGGAAGCCUUGAAACUAUUUCCGACUGCUUUCUGUAUUUUAGCACAAAGAAGGGUGAAGAUCAAUUUUAUCUGCCCAAUGCUGAACCCUUGGCCAAAAACAGAUUGUUACCCAAUAUCAUGCUCAAUAUCCCGAAAGUGAAUGCUCUAGGAUUGUGGAGGAAUUGGUGCAGGGGACUUCAACCCAUCAUGUUCUUUUUGCAACCAUUGCUUUUGAACUAGGUAUUGACUGUAAUGACAUUCGAAGAGUUGUACACAUUGGGGUGCCAUACUCAAUGGACGAUUAUUGUCCAGAAGUGGGCAAAGCUGGAAGAGAUGGUCUACCUGCAGGGGCUGACAUAUGUGACCACAGGAAUUUGAUGCUAAAGGUGAAAGCACGCUCACGACACGCUUGCACGACACUCUUAGCGUGCCGUAGAUCACGAAUAUGCCCAUAUUAAAUUGAAAAAACAAAGACGGACACGCUUGCCUUUGUUUUGAUAAAUUUAACACGCUAGACCUUUUGUUUUUUUGUAGCGUGCCAUAUGUCACGGUAAGUGUGCGAAUUAUAGCACGCUUAGCGUGCAAUUUCGGUAAGGCACGCUGAACACGCUUGAUUACUAAAGCUACUAAGAUGAUAAAAAUGGCUUGGGUUUUCAGCGGAUUUAAUCAGCAUAGAUAACUGGUCAAAGUGAAUCAAAUAUACCAAUUGAGACUGUUUUGGAAUUUGAUAGUAGCCAUUUGAAAAUCACCACUUAAUGGUCAUCUGUAAUGCGAGAUCAGUGUGCACCAAUUCCUCCGGCUGUUGACUGGAAUCGCAUUAGACCUGCUAUCGCAUGCGAGGCACUGAAGUUAUGUCCCCUGAAAAUUAUAGUGAUGCCGCCGGAAUAUUUAUUAGCAGUAAUGCACAGAGAAAUGAAGGUGAAUAAAUUAGUUUAAUAUAUUUCUUUAAGCCAUGCUGAGACGAACGAAGGUAAUUAAAUCGGAGAAACAAAAACUGCCUAGAAUUUUCUAUAGGUUGAGGAAGUCUAAACAUUUCUAGAUGACCUUUCCAUGCAUGUACAAUCAGUUCGAAGCUUAUCUAAUAAAUUCUUUACGAUUUUCUGAAGUUUAAUUUUUUUCCAUUUCACUCCCCAGGUUAAGCUAUUUUUCGUAGAGAAAGGAAUCCUAAAAUUUUCGGAACCGAAAACACGAUAAAAUUUUAACUUUCCUAAAGCUUUCAAUUGGAAGCUAAAUUUUUCGGGAAAAUAUUGCUGAAGCCCUUGUAAUGUCCAAAAGGCUGAAGUUGUCUUGGCUUGCGUGGACCUAUUAUUUUCAGAGAGAGAAUUGGCCAACGGCAACACGGCAGGAACUUUUGGCUUCGAAGAGCUUAAUGAAGAAAAGAUGCGAUUUCUGUCAUCAAACUUGCGCCAUAAGUUUGAUUUGAUUUUGUAGACUAUUUCUUUAGAAAUUAGUUUCUGUGUAAACAUUUGGUUGUAAACAUAAAAGCGACUGUUUCUUUUUGUCUUAUCUUAAAUUAAUUUACUCCUCAAGGCACUACCAAGUUUCAGGAGGGUAACAAAUCCACUCGUGCAUCAACGUAAAAUAGAAAUUUAAAAGACGCACUAAACUAGCGCGACAUAAUAAAAAAAUAUUUUCGCGCCGCUUAAAUAAUAGUUUGCUACACAGCCAUUUUCAGUGGAAGGAGCGUUGCGUGACGAAACUAAAAAGGCCGUGUAGCAGACUAUUUUAAGACACUUAAAUAAUUGUAGCCAUAAUACUUCUGAUGACGCUAAAUCGGUCGCUGUAACUUCAUAGUGCAAAUGUUUGUUUAGAUGGUUGUAAAACAGAUGGUAACCACAAGAAAGACAACAGGAUGAUUACGGAAUUUGGACAAUAAGCCUGAAGCAUACGCGAUGUAAUAUUUAAAGAAGAACAAAUUUACAUACAUUAUUUUAAUGCCGGUUUCGCUUUUUGUGUUAUUGCCAGCCGGAUCAAUUAACCCACAUUGAAACCGUUUUGGAAUUUUGGUACAUCUAGAAAAGCAGGCUAGUUUUCAUUUGAUCACUACGAUCCUUGCAAUCGCUAGAAAUAAAUACAAUUUAGCGAUCCUGGCUCUUGAUGAUUGCUAUUUGAUCGCUGCGAUUGCUGCGAUCAGCGAAAAAGUGACUUAAUUAAGUCCGAAAGAUCACUGUUUCUGAGAAAAUUGUAAAUAUGUUUUAAAUUAAGGAAAGUUAAGAUAACCUUUGCACAGCUUCGUCAGUAAACAUUUCUGGAAAGAGAUUUGAUUUUGCAAUGCUAAUAGAGUUCUACCCAUAAAUCCAGUAGGCCCCACCGUUCAGUGUUUAUACUUUUCAAGCGACAAACUUUUUCUUUCUCGAUAGUUACCAAAAAAGGGUGCCGUUCAUAAUCAUUUAUGGUUCCUUUUUGUAGAGGAAAUUUAUUUAGCGUGUAGAUAACACGCCUUGCAUGCUUUUGCGCACACUGAAAGCGUGCUGUGCUUUUUCGCACGGAGCUUUUGUUUGAAAACUUUAACACGCUCUUUUGUUCGACUUGCUCACGCUUAAUUGUCUCAAGCGUGUCCUCUGAAACAAAAGAAAUUGCUAAUGAGGCAAGAUUGCAAGCAUGCUAAAGCGUGUUAAAAUAAAUUCUUUUGUUUUAAAGUGAAAGCGUGUCGUGCGCGUGCUUUCACCUUUAGCAUUAAAAUCCUGUGGAGGGUCACAUAUAUUACAACUCAUAUGACAUCUCCAAAUCAAGAAAAAAAUGACAGAUGUGAUGAGAAACUACGUCAAGUCAAAAGAAGGUAAAAGAAAAAUGAUUCUGAAUUAUUUUGAUCAUAAAGUUCCUUCCACCCAAGGACCAGCACAUAUGUGCUGUGAUUUUCACAGUGCUCAGUGUGCUUGUGAUGACUGCCUAUUGGCAAGAACUGCAGAUGACAUGGACUGUGCAGAUACCAGGUACCCUGAUCAACCAUGUGAUUCUUCAAGAGAUCAGUCAGAUAAUGAGCCAACUCCUUUGUUCAGUGAGAGUAUUCAAGCAGAAAUCAAAAAGGCCGUAUAAAUUACAGACUGAAAUUACAAAGUGAAGUAGGCAAGAGUACAGCUGACAGUGCGGCCCUCUCAAGUGGAUUUUCUAUCAAUGUUAUUGAGUUAGUUCUGCAACACCUUCCCGAAUUGGCAUCUGUUGAAAAAGUUGAAAAAAUUGUCCCUGUAUAUAGUUCUAAGAUUGCAAGGGAGGUUUUUUGAAUUAUUCAGAAGCAUACUUCACCCCAAGCUCUAGCAUAGCAUAAAAAUAAUAAUUAUAAUUAACAAACAACGUGACUGUAGGGUACAUUUAAGUGGAUCAACCCCAUCGUAUUUUCUUAAUAUCUUAAACAAUAUCGCUUCCUUCUUUUAAAGGCUAUAGAUAUAAUUAGUUACUUGUAGUAACAUCAAAGAAGACUAAUUCUCAUGGAAGCCCUAGAAAACAAAUGUCAAAUCUGAAAAUAUGUGACCCUCCACGGGGUUUCAAGGAAUAAGGUGAAUGCACGCACAUGGCAUGUUAUAACACGCUCGCACGCCAAUGGCAUGACACGCUUACCGGGCGGGUAUGCGCAUAAAAACAAUUGAUACUGGGAAGUGUGUUCGUAGCCAUUGGUCACGUCUGGUUAACACGGUAGAGGUUUGUUUUUAACAUGCUAUGUUCCUUUGUUUCCUCAACACGGUAGAAUUCUUAACACACUAUUAUAUAUAUCUCACCUUGUACAACUCAGCUUACUAAUCGUUACUUCUGUUUGUCAGCUUCUUCUUUGAGAAUGGUUUUGUUCAAGUAUAUUACUUACAGAAUAUAAGCAAAAAUGAAGAAAAUCUAUCGUCCUAUUCGAAAGUUUUAAUAAGAAAAGGAAAACAUUACAGAAAAUCACGGCUCUUUCCCUCAGGAUUUUCACAAUCAAUACACUGAUUCUAUUUCUUAAGUUGCAAUUUUCAGAUUACACUCUUCCAAAUUUGCAUAAAGCAAACGUGAGUAAUAGGCAACGCAACACUAUCCAUUUGAAUGAGAAGAGCGUGAAUUACACUGGCUUCUUUGAUUCUCCGUGUUUUUUAUGUAGAACAAGUUGUUGGCAACAAAAUAUUUUGUUUGUAAUGUAAACAUGCAGAGAGCAAAAGUGUUUGGGUUUCUUUUGAAACGUUUUGUUUACAUAGGAUAUCUUUAGCUUAGAUUUUUCGUCUGAUAAGGGACCGUGGAGUUCAUAGUCUGCUACAUGAGCAAAAAAUCCACUCCAUGAUCGGCGCUUGUGUACGUGUGUUGUUUUAAAAAGGGCAAAAUAAGAGUUUAAAGCCGAUAAACUUGUGCAAAGGAGGUCAAACAAAUCUUGAAAACAUUGAGUUAAAUGACCGCUCGAACAAGUGAAUUUUUUUGAAUGAAUAGCGUAACUCGUCUCCCAUGCAUGUCAUUCGACAGAAAAUUCAAAGGAAUGCCAUAAUACAGAUGACCAAGCCGUUCGAACGGCCUAAUGUCUUCAACAAACGGGUGACCAAGUCGUUUGAACUGAUUGAUGUUUCUAACUAACCGGUAGGCUCGCAGCUCUUACAAGGUCGGAUCUGAUUGGUUCUUGCAAUUGUUCGGCGCCGGGCGUGGCAGCCAAUCAGAGAUCACUAUUUCACUGUUUCAGCAGUCGCGUCCUACUCACUGCAACUAACAUAACUAAGUCAAUGUUAGAGGUCUAGCAUCGGUCUACAUCAAAGAAAUAUAUUAGUUUUUGUACAUCGGACUGUACGCAUAUUGUUUGAGAGAAAGAAGAAGAGAUUGUUCGUUUGUAUUGAAGAAGAAGGAGGCUAGAGGAAGAAGAAGAAGGCUUCUCUCAAACACUACGCAUAGCUGUGCUAGAAGGCUAAGCUAGAGGAAGAAGACAUACGUACCGACGAAGGAGAAGGCUUCUCUCAAAAAAUAAGCAUAGAUGUGGUAGGUAUGCUUAUCUUUCAUGCAGUUGUCUUAUACCUCUUCGCUACCUCCUUGUUGUGAGACUUGACAUUUCUCCUUUAUUUCGGUUAGGGCUUUCACAUACAUAAGUUAUCAUCUGUUUUUAGCGUAGGAUGUUCAUUGUUAAGUUGAGAUGUAGCCUUUGAUUUUGGCGAUAUAUAUCCUUAAAGUGAUCGCUAUACGAUCGAGUUACGAGACUUUUGAAUUUUUUUUCUUAUGAGACUUGUUUUUUCUUUCUUCUAGACCAAGACGGAUACCAGCAUUUGUAGUCUGCCAUCGACAUCCUGAUCUAAAUGGUAAGCUUUCUACGCACGAAAGUAAUCUUCUAUUAAUUAUACACUAGUCAGUUGCAACCACGACCUCCAACCCUCCGGGGAAUAGUGUAAAGGCCAUCCCCAUAAAAUGUUUCGUUUCCCAUCGCCCGUCCAACCCAUUUUUUUGGAAAAGUAAAAAAAUAAUAAUAAUUCCAGAAUCACUUGUAAAGAAGCAAGUACCUUAAUUUAUUAACACACGAUCUUCCAGUUGUCUUAUUAACCCCAAUUGUCUUAAAUUAUCAUCGACACUUCGUUUUUGUAGCCUUUUUAGACGUUUGAUAGUCCUGGUAAUAUACAUCUUUUACCAUCUGAUUAUAUCUUGAAGACUAAACGUGAGAUUUAAUAUGCAAUCAUGUGUUCAUUCUUUUUUCUUGGCCCGACCGACCGACCCACCUUCACGAGAGGGAGGGCGAUGGGAAACGAAAUAUUUUAUGGGGAUGGCCAAAGUAUCCUUGUAAUUUGAAGGAUUUAUCCCAGGUCCCAGGGACAGGUUCACAUGGUAAUUACCCCCCCCUAAUAAGCUGUCUGUCGUCAGAUCUCUCCUCCAUACAGAAACCAAAAAAAGCCAUAUAUGAACCGACAUAUUUUAAAAACUUUCAGAUACUGAUCAAAAUGAGUUCAUCAGUGAUGAUAAAGAUUCAUGUACUGGUCUACAAAUCAUGCAUUUUUGGACAAACACGAGUGUACAUUUGUAUUUUGCUUAAAUUUGUUGUAUUAGUCACAAAUGCUUGGACUGACACAGCCAUAUCAUAAAUAGCAUAGCCCAGGAGAAUGUUGGGCAGCAUCAGUCUCUUAUCUUAUCAAAGUUGUUAAUUCUUCGCAAGGGAGUGGCAAAAUUACCUUUUAAACUCUGCUUAGUUUCCAUUGAAAGUCACAGCCUUCAUCAAAGCUUGACAUCAUUGAUCAUCAUUGAUAGAUGUGUGUAGCUGUAAAUUUUAGCAUUCUUGUUUAAUAGAAGUUUGCCCAUCCUCUCCUCCCAGCUGUUACGUCUGUCUCUUUCUUCUAAUUCCUUGCUACUGCUGCCUUCUCCGUCCAGUUUUUAUUCACUUUGCCUUUUGCUUUGUGUUUAGUGUACUUACGUUUUGGGGGGAAAUUUUCGCAAACAUCCAAAUGAUUGUUAAAUUAUCUCUAACAAUGUAAAAUCUUUUCUCUGAGUUGCUUAACUGAAUCAUGCUCGUUUGCUUGUAAGCCAAGUGUCAAAGAACACUGAUGUAACUGGUUGUUUAGGGUUGAAUAUAGCCUGUGUGACAAGUGCAAUAAGGGGAAUAGUUUUUAACUUGUACUUUUAACGGUACUUUUCUUUCUCAGCUUAGAGUUAUUUAUUUUUAUCUGCUUGGCGCCCCACCCAAAGUCUCAGUGUUAAUGUGAUAGUCUUAAUAUUAUUUGGACCCCUUAUUUAGAUAGCCAUAUUAUUUAUAAUACAUUAUUUUUCUUUCACUUUAUAGGCUUCUUGUGAGCGAGGCAAGGGCAAAUGUCCCAACUUUCCUUUCGGAUAUGCCAAUCGGUAUAAAGAGCCCAAGUGUACCAAUUGUGGUUUCUAUUUGGGAGGCACUUUUAUUCCCUAUAACCCCAAGAAACCCAAAAUGGACAUACCAUUGUGCACUUCAGUUAUUGUUGGUCCAUGGAGCGUCUACUCGUGCAAGACCAGUAACCAUGACGACAGAUGUCUCGUCAUCAAGGACUGUAGAUAUGAUUCUCCAAGCACUAUUUGCUUACACCACCUGUGCAAACAAGCCCGUGCGGUGAUGGUGAACAGCAGUUCUUCUUCUCUAUUCACAUGUGAAGACCAUUGAAUCUGCUGUUCAACCAGAAAAACGGUACUUUGAUUUUCCUGACUUGCAGGUAUAGCAGUGUGGUGACACAAUGAGGAGUGAUUUGUUGAAACUCAAGGAGUUAUCAGGAAAUCUACCAUUAGCUGUGAAAGUUUCUCCUUUAAUGAUCUGUGUCUUUGGACAUGUCUCAUCAAAUAAUCCUGCUGGGUACUGCCAUGGGAAGGUGCAGGAAGAUGCCCACAGAUAAUGUUCCAAGGACUGCAAAACAUUUGUUGCAAAGGCAAAACAAAACAAAGCCAAAAAUAUAUGCAUACACGUUCAUAUAUUAAUUAGCCUUGGGAUCAUAUCUAAUGAGACUUUUGACAAGACUACAUCUAUUGCAGCAUAUGCUUCUAGAUAGAUAGAAUCCAUGUCAUCAUCAACAGAAUCAGCAUCUGCUUCUGGAUCAAUCGAAUCCUCUCCAUCAGCAUUAGAAUCAGCAUCUGCUUCUGGAUCGAUGGAAUCCAUGUCAUCAUCAACAGAAUCAGGACCAAUCAGUACAAAUAGCACUGAUAAUUCUUUAGAUACUGGCAGCCGUUUAUCAACUGUUCAACUGAACAUGAAGAGAUCCCUACCCCUACAAAUACCCAGUGCUGUCAUUGGCCAGGCACAUUCCAUGGAUAUCAAGGGAUGGCCUCCAUCACUUUCACCCUCUUUCUUUACUUGCAGUUUAGCAAUAGUCCAUUGUCUGAACCAGAGUCAUCCAGGCCAAAGAGGAGACGCCAUAGUUUUGACUAAUUAAUUCCUGGGCUAAUAAUAAUAGAUGAGCUAGCGAGAAGUAGUUUACACUAUUCCUCAAUGAUAGUCUUAUUCAAUUUCAGUUGUCCAUGGUACCUCAAAUAUUAUAUGUUCUUUCCAUCAUGCAAGCAGCACGGAAAAAUAGUUUUGCUUUCUUUGAAUAAAAUGUACAUGUAACACAUAGCCGAGGUGAUCCAUGGCGUUUAUUUGUAGUAUUUGCACCAAACUACUUCACCUCAUUUAAUUGACGUAAAAACAUGUACAGCUUUAGUUCCAGUAGCUUAGGAACAACCAAUUCAGUAAAAACUGUUGAAGUAGAGUAAUGAGGAGUAACGUUCUGCUGAUGAAUUCCACACAGCUUGUAACAGUCCUACUCAGGACUACUUUCACCCGGUCGAUUCUACUCAACCUACUUAUGAGAGUAACGUUCUUGCUAAACCAAAAUUUCGGCGAAACUUGGCAUUAGAAAUUGAGCUGCGCAAUUCUAAUUCAACUCCCAACAUUGUUGGGUGGUACUUCAAUAUUGCUUCCGUUUGCACUCCCUGUAAUCACUAGUGUUGCGAGUUGUAGGGUCCCCUUGUGCCUAUAGCAUAAUACUUAACUAAUAGAGAUGGACCUUGUGAGAGUAAGCUUUUCAGACAGGCCAAAAUCAGGAUACCAGAAGCUUUCAUCGUAAUAAAGUAUAGUAAGGCCUGGGUCAGACGCUGAAGUUUUCAUGAACCGACCCUAAUACAUUGAGUUAAGUACAUGAAAAGGUCGACGUCUGAAUCAAUUAGAAACGCCUGUUUAAUUCGAAUAGGUUCGGCUCAUGAAAAGUUUGGCGUCUGAACCAGGCCUAAGGAUCAGAAAAUGCCCACUUUUAAAAAGUAAGCUUCAUAACAUAAGUCUUAUAAAAUUAUUUCUCAUAUUAGGAGCAGAGAAAAUAAGAGCCCAAUCUCCGAGCUUUAAAUGAGACGUAGCCAGUGUACAUUGUUUAGGUUUUAUCUAGGAUCUUUAGGAAAUUGAAACUAACGUGCAGUAAAGGAAGUCAAGUUGCAUAAUAAUAAAAAUGAUAAUAAAUACAUUCUUAUAUGGCGCAUUUACAAACCUCAAUACACCUUCAAUAAUUUACAAACCGAAAACAAAAUCAAAAUCCUUAUCUAAUUAAGUUUACCAUAAUGCUUACUACAAUAAAAAAGCUUUCCUAAAAAGAUGAGUUUGCAACUUGUUGUUAAAACAGAUUACAGUCUUGGCAUUCUUAAUGUUCCACAAGUUCGGUGCCACAAAAGAAAAAGCUCUACACCUGAAGUUUUCAGUUUUAGCUUUUUGAGGACAGCGUAGUGAACGUGACCCUGAUCUUAAAGUUUGUGACGGUUGGUACAGUACAAUAGCCUGUCUGCAAGAGAACGUGAGUGUCGGCAUGAAGAGGGUGAAAACCAAAGUGUUCAUUCAAGAUCCUUUCAAUCCAGUGCUGUUCACGGAAAAUGUAGAGAGACAUGUCGAUGUGUGCUAUAUUAUUUGUGCCCUAACCAGCUUGAACUACCGUUUAAGAUAUCUUAGAGCUUGAAGAAGGUGAUGUUGUUCUUCACUUUGAUGUGCUUCAACAUGCCAAUGAAGUUGUCACUAUUGAAGAGGCAGCUGAGACAGCUGAGCUGACAGAAACUGCAAAUAGAAGGUAACACAAGUAAACAAAUAUGAAGAACAAUGACAAAACAUUUUGGGGAAUCAAGGGAAGAGCACAAAUGUUUUUGGGAUCAAGGGAACCUGAGGUCAAAACAGUUUAGGGAAAAGUGGUUUUAUUAAUAGGGAACAGGAGAUAAAAUAAAAAAAAAACAUUAAGGGAUCAUGGGAACAUGCCCCCCUGGGAGGGACUAAUCCCUAUAACAACCUACAUGAACUGUGAUUUAAAAAAAGACAGAUGAGGGACGUUCGAGACGAUGCAUACACCUAGUAAAACAAAAGACGCUUUAGCAAAGCGCCAACAACUCAGGACGCACCAACGAAAGUCCUGUCAAAAAGCAACAAAGAGAUCAGAAAGAUGAAGGCGAAAAGGCGGGAUAAAUUGAAAAUGAAAUGCCCAAAUAGCACAAAUAGCGCGUGUUUUAGGUUCCAUUCUUGAUGGGAAACUACUCAACCUCCUGGUGAGUAGGCUAGAGGCGAAGAUCGAAUGUAAAAUCGAAGAGCCUGAAAACAAGUUUCAGAAGAUAAAAGAUGAAAUCAAAGAGUUCAAGGAAGACGUUAAUGACAGCAUCAACCACGUAGAACACGUGCUAAGAAAUUAAAUCCUUGGCACAUGACAAAAUGCAAGAUGGACGCGUGUUUCUGAGCUCCGAUAAUAAUCUUACUUUCUGACUGACUAUUAUCAACAUGGUUAACAAAACUAUCAAGCUCAUAAAAAGGAAAAUGAUGACCUUAAAAGCCAAAUAUCAGUUCUUACGAAAGAAAUUCGAGAUUGGAAAGCAUUAGUCGAGAAUCACCAGUGGCAAAUGGAACAGCAGAACAAUGGCGCCUCGGGUUCCCUGAAGGACAUGGAAAACAGCAUGGACUUUGUAAGUGAACAAUAUGACGGGUUUCCAGCUUUCCAGAAGGCAGUGUCCACAAGACUUAAGGAACUUUCAGCCUCACUCAAUACUAUCUCUAAGAAGGUAAACGACCUAGCGCAAGCCAUCGACAACUUGGAAGCCUACAGCUAUUGGUAUAACCUAAAGCUCGUAGGAAUACCUGAGCUACCUGACGAGACUGCGACGGCAACGGCCAACGUCUGUGUCCUCGGUGCUAGUGUUACCACCAAUGACAUCGAUAUAGCACAUCGUGUUCCGAAGAGAUCUACAAGGAGUGAAGACGAGAGGUCUUCGCACAACACCAUCAUAUGCAAAUUUACCCGUCGGUUACCCCUUCAAGAGAUAAUGCAGCAAAGAGUUUGAAUCUCCACGAUACAUCCUUCUGAAAUUGGUUUGCCAUAUGAUGUGCUUUUAAUCUCAGCAAGAAUUUUCGAAAACUUAAUGCCAAACCUACAACAGCUACUCUACGAAUCAGAAAAAGUGUCAACAACAAUUAAAAUUUAAAUUUUGCUGGGCCAAAAAUGGAGCUUUCCUCAUGAGAGAAACCGGUACGUCUCCGAUCUUCAAGCUGUAAUCUAUGGAUGAUUUAGCGAACUUAAGCUCUGGCUCAGCGCCUUAAACUGCACUAUGGAUAUGUAUAUUAAGUGAUGUGUUAUGGACGAAUAUUUGCAUCGUACGGACAAACAAUCUCAGGUAUGCUAAAUGCAUUAUUAAUUAUUCUUCUUUUCAUGUCCUUGCGUGACAAAAGAGUAGAGAGAGAAAACAAACUACUUCUUAAGGAACUACCUUACUAUGGGUGCAAAGAUCUUGCUUCUGCACUUCUGCAAUUUAAUAAUUUGCUCACAUCCGCUCUGUCCAGAAAUCAACUUGACAAAUUGAAUAGCUUAUUUGACCUUGACCUCUUUAAUUUGAAUGUACCUACAGUUCAACAGGUCAAAGUCAGCAGCAAUCAUAGCCACUUUAGAUGUAACUACUUUUCACCUCAUAAUUUCCUCAGGCAAAAACAUAGGCUAGCUCAGUCUGACAACCUUUUCUCUAUCUUCUAUAAUAAUAUUUGAAGUCUUAGCAAGACCCUUGAAAACCUUUAAAUUCUGUAAGUAGUUUUAAAUAUUUGGGAGUUAUGUUGUCUUCAACUUUCACAUGGUCCGACCAUAUUGAGUAUAUUUCAUGUAAGGUUAAUAAAAACCUUGGUCUUCUACGUAGGAUUAAGUAUUAUUUACCUUAUGAUGCCCGGUUACUUUUUUAUAAUAGCUUAGUGCUACCUAUUUUUGAUUAUGCUGAUUUAGUCUGGGGUGACAAGGACAAUGUCUCACUUAUGAAGGAAUUGCAAAUUCUCCAAAACAAAGCAGCUAAGUUGAUAUUAGAUAGAUCACCUCACUCCUCAUCCACCGAUGCAUUGAUUGUCUUGAGAUGGCUGAAUCUUGAAGAACGUAGGAAAUGUCAUCGAUGUAUAUAUGCAUACAAGUGUAUUAUUGGCCAACUUAAUCAUUCUUUGGACAUUGUAAGAAAGAGUGAUAUACAUUCCUACAAUACGCGCAAUAACGAUACUAUCAAGCUCCCCAAAAUUAAAUAUAAUUGGGGAAAACAACGUUCGCGGUACCACUGUUUCAAAGACUUUAAUGAAUUAGAGAGAACUGUAAGAAACUCAGCAAGUUUUCCAAUUUUUAAGAAGUGUCUUUUUUCUGCUUUUUAUAAUUGAGUACUUGUAGUGUGUAUGUUUUAAUUAUUUCUGUAACUCGAUUUUAGCUUGAAUUUUUUUUUUUUUUGUUUUUUUUUUUUGUAUCAUAUAUAUCGAUUUUAGCUUAACCUUUUUAUAUUUUAAUUGUAUUAUAUAAUAUACAUCUCGUAAUUAGGACCUCUAUGUAAACCACUCUUGUGAUGGAGCAUCCUAUUAAAAGAUUGUUAUUAUUAUUAACCUCCAGAAUCAUCUACUUAAUCAGCUUGAUACCCAUUUCAGUAUAAUUGGAGUAUCUGAAACUAGGAUAGUUAAGGAUAAAGUAUUACUUUUCAAUCCAAAUUUACCUGGCUACAAUUUUGACCAUGUACCAACCCCUCUAUCAGCUGGAGGUGUUGGGCUUUACAUAAAUGAGCUUAUCCCCUACAGAAUUCUAGAAAAGGAAUCUACAUCAUUCAAGCCUUGUGGUGUGAAUUAA
This is a messenger RNA of Porites lobata, 18739 nucleotides long. The record is from the annotation of a GenBank genome assembly. Lineage: Eukaryota; Metazoa; Cnidaria; Anthozoa; Scleractinia; Poritidae.